GACCCAGAGACAGCAUGACACUCCUGCUGGACAAAAUAGCCAAACCAGCUGUGCUUUUGCAGCUAUCUUUGGUGCUUGGCUUCAUCUUUGUGCUGCUGAAGGUGGCCCAGUUCCACCAGAAAAGGAAGAAAGUCAUCAAAGCUCUGGAGGCUUUCCCUGGCCCACCGAAGCACUGGCUGUAUGGUCACAUUCAUCAGAUUACUCAAAAUAAAGCUUUAGCUCAGUUUUUGGUGUGGGCAGAAGAGUUUCCGUAUGCCUUUCCAAGGUGGCUUGGACCAUUACCUACGUUACUUAUCCAUCACCCUGAAUAUGCCAAAACUGUAUUUGCCCGAGGAGACCCCAAGGGCCUGGCAACCUACAAGUUCUUAAUUCCCUGGAUAGGAGACGGACUAUUGGUCACGAGUGGAGCAAAAUGGUUUCAACAUCGGAAGCUGCUCACACCAGCAUUUCAUUAUGAUGUGCUGAAACCUUACAUGACCCUGAUGUCAGACUCAGUCAAAGCGAUGUUGGAUAAAUGGGAAAAGAACAAGCAAGGGAAGUCAGCAGAGAUCUUUAACGAUGUCAGCUUAAUGACACUAGACACUAUCAUGAAAUGUGCCUUCAGUUACGAUGCCAACUGUCAGACUCAGAGCAACUCCGACUUUUACAUCAAAGCUGUUUAUGACCUGAGCUACCUCGUGGUUCAGAGAAUCCGAAGUUUCCCUUUAAAUGAUUUCUUGUAUGGAAUGACUAGCAAAGGCCGCCAGUUUCAAGAGGCCUGCAAGCUGGCCCAUAGCCACACAGAAAAAAUAAUAAGAGAAAGAAAGAUGUUGCUCUGCAGUGAGAAGGAACAGGAGAAGAUCCAGAAAAAGAGACACCUGGAUUUUCUGGACAUUCUACUUUGUGCUAAGGAUGAGAAUGGAGUUGGGCUGUCUGAUGAGGACCUCCGUGCUGAGGUGGACACAUUCAUGUUUGAGGGCCACGACACCACAGCCAGUGGGAUUACUUGGCUCUUUUACUGCAUGUCAAUAUACCCAGAGUACCAGCAACGGUGUAGAGAAGAGGUCCAGGAGAUAUUAGGAGACCGAGAUACAAUUGAGUGGGAGGACCUUGGGAAGAUGACAUUCUGCACGAUGUGCAUCAAAGAGAGCCUGCGCCUGUUCCCACCGGUUCCUAUCGUGGCACGACACCUCUCCAAACCCGUAACCUUUUCUGAUGGGCGCAGUUUACCAGAAGGCAGCUAUGUAGCAGUGAACAUAUUUGCUGUUCACAGGAACCAGGAUGUAUGGGAAGACUCUGAGGUAUAUGACCCAAUGAGGUUUUCUCCACAAAACACUGCACAGAGGCACUCACAUGCUUUCCUGCCUUUCUCUGCGGGACCCAGGAACUGCAUCGGGCAGCAAUUUGCCAUGAACGAGAUGAAGGUGACUCUUGCCCUGACCCUGAAGCACUUCGAAAUCACUCCUGACCCAUCCAGGCCUCCCAUUCUGAUACCACAGCUUGUCCUCAAGUCUGCUAAUGGGAUCCAUGUGCACUUGAAGAAGAUUUGCUGACCUGGGGUAGCAUGGAGGCAGCAAGUG
Tinamus guttatus (white-throated tinamou) is the source of this 1559-nucleotide messenger RNA. RefSeq names its product cytochrome P450 4B1. Lineage: Eukaryota; Metazoa; Chordata; Aves; Tinamiformes; Tinamidae. The record is from RefSeq and is a predicted model, not a curated record. Gene Ontology annotation, molecular function: monooxygenase activity; heme binding; iron ion binding.